AAAUUCUAUUGAGAAAACGGAGGAAAGUCACCAACUAAUGUGAACACCGCACGGCAAUAAAAACACUGGGACGGCCAUUCGUGCAUUGAGCGUGCGGCCGCACAGCUGACUUUUGGGACAGAUUGUGACACCGGCUGUCAAGAGGUGAGGAAAACGUGCGCUGUUUUCUCGGGUUUUUCGGGCGUUUUUCUGGUCGGUGGACAAUGUUUACACGGAACUUGAGGCGGAUAGUGAGUCUGCACAGGAAUCUGCCGGAAGCAUGGGUGUUCAGGCAGAAAGUCGUGCGAAUUGAGCCUCUGGCAGGAGUUCUGAAGUUUCACACUUCUCUGGGGAAUCCGGGAAAGAUAUUCCCUGAGCGCGAAAAUGACUAUGCUCAUGGGAUUCUCAAGAGAGUCGGCAAGUAUCACCUGAUGCAGGACGAAGUGAAGUCUAUCGGGGAGCUGCUAACGGACGAUGAGUUUAGCAAGAUCAGCACGAGGAAAGACUGGAUGGAGGCUUCCAUGCAGGAACUGGUGCAGACUUUCGAGCGAUUGGCGGUGUACUGUGGGAAGAACGACGUGAAAAUAGCCGAUGAGAGACUGGACGCUUUGGUGGAUGCUAUAGUUAAGCAGUGCUUCAACUUCACAGACGAGGAAAUUCUCAAAGCCCUCCAGAUGCUGACUCACUUCCCGCCCUCUGAGAGUCUCAAUACGCGGAAUUUCGUGGAGCUGUGGUCAGCGUUGGAUGAUGCGUGUGUGGAUAGGAUCGCGAGGUGGCAGACGGAGGAAUUGCUGCUCGUGUGCGAUCACUGGUACGCCCUGAACCUGGCCAAAGUGUCCAAGUGCACGUUUCAGUGCACGAAGAAGCUGGGCAAGAAGCUGAAGAGUCUCUCGCCCACGGAUUUAGUGCAGACGAUGUUCUACGUGAACAUGUGUCGGAAGCCGAUGGUGGACAUGUUCAAUUUCGAGGUGAAUCUGUUCGAGUCCAUCGACCAGUUGUCUGUGGAUGAGAUCGCCGUGAUGAGCAUGGGCUUCUUCAAGACGGAGACGAGGAUCAGGAAUCCGGAACUGAUUGAGAAGAUCUUUGAACGCGUGAUCGCGGACAUCAAAACCCUACAGGACAUCAGUCUCGUGAACAUCAUGAAGAUUCUGAGGUAUUCAGCUAAGCUGCAGCAUAUUUCGAGCUUGGAGAACUUCUUCAAGGCUGUCACGCCUGAGAUUCAUCGUCUGUCACUGCUCAGUUGUCUCCAUGUGGCACUCUUUGGCACGGAUAUGCAAUACUAUAAUCAGGAUUGCCUUGAGAAUAUCAUCCAGAAAUUCUCUGGUGAUAUUAAGACGUGCCGACUGAAGGAGUUCGAGCGAUUGUCCUUCGUGAUGGGCUUGUACUGCUUCUCGAUGAAGAACGGCAGCCACACGAAGCUCUGUGAGGGCAUCCUGGCCGACUUGCCUAAUCGCAUCACGGAAAUCAUGAAGUACCCGCGAUGCUUUCCCGCCUGCCUCCACUUCCUCACGCUCUGCGGUCACCACAAUGCAGAACUGAUCAGCACCGUUCUGGACCCGAAGUUCUACGAGAUGGCCUAUGGGAAGAACCACGCAGCGAGUCGGGAAAUACUCUGCUUGGACUCCUAUGCGAGGAUCAACCUGAAGGACACCUACAAAGGUCACCUGUUGCCGGACAAGCUGAGAGCGUUGCUCUCGAAGAUCCACACCAACUACAUCCCGGCCAAGGAGCAGCGCUACAAACUCUCAGCGGCGGACACGAUACUUCUGGAGAUUAAGGAAGUCUGCGAUCAGGUGUAUGGGCAGGAAUCGUCGCAAAUCUGCCACGCAUUGUCGCAGUACGAGCGUCCGGACAUUGUGAUGGUGUUAAACAAGAAGACCAAGGAAGCCGUGUCACUGAAGGACUCACUUUCGGAAGAUUACACUGGUCAAAUUCUCUCCCGGGAGUUCCUACUGAAAGAUCGUCCAGACAGAGAGGACUUGGAGAUCUUCUCGAUAGUCGUUGGCGGAUGGAAUAUUCUCGUGAGGAACAACAACAGCCUCACUGGACAGCUUAGGCUGAAGUUAGAGCAAUUGCGACUAAUUGGACUCCAUCCUGUGAUGAUUCCCUGGUAUACUUGGCGGAAACUGGCGACGCCAGAUGAUCGCACGGUGUAUUUGAAGAGCCUCCUGAAGAGUCAACAGUAGUCAAUGUCCAGCACAGAGUCCUGUAGAUUAAU
Molecule: messenger RNA, 2197 nt
Organism: Phlebotomus argentipes
Lineage: Eukaryota; Metazoa; Arthropoda; Insecta; Diptera; Psychodidae
Exons: 2
Coding region: 204-2165 (653 amino acids)
Source: RefSeq, a predicted model, not a curated record